This is a messenger RNA of Umbelopsis ramanniana AG, 1448 nucleotides long. RefSeq lists its product as uncharacterized. The coding region runs from base 82 to 1371 and encodes 429 amino acids. Gene Ontology annotation, molecular function: methyltransferase activity. The transcript has 5 exons. The record is from RefSeq and is a predicted model, not a curated record. NCBI's taxonomy places the organism in Eukaryota, Fungi, Mucoromycota, Umbelopsidomycetes, Umbelopsidales, Umbelopsidaceae.
CACCUCAGCGCGAACAUGACAAUUAAAAACCGAAAUUCGCCGUUUUCCACAUUUUCCCACUGUUGAUCUCUACUUCAAUUAAUGGGAAAUAAUGCGAGCCGUGAUCAAAAAGUAGAGGGCAAAGGAGAACGAAGGAAACGAAAAGCACUGUCAACAGCUGUGAAUAAAGUUGCAAAUAACUUUGGUACGAGCUCGACGACAGUAGCAGCAGUUAUAGGCGGACCCACCCCGAUAGGACACCGAGUGGUUUUACACGACCAAGCGACACCAUUAUCAACCUUGAACGGACUCAGCAUACCGCGACCUUCAGCAGUUUCAUCAAAAUAUAAUCACAGUAGAGGGUCUUCUCUAGCAAGCGACGAUAUGUCGCCUGUAAGUACACCUUCGAACUAUUCACCUGGAUCCCUUCCACGUACAUUCGGCACGGAGGCUGGAAGCCAUGGCAGUCUUGUGAUUGGAGAUGAAAUGGGAUAUCUUAUUCUUGAAGGGAAACGGUCUAUCGACCGUCGUAUUCCACGAUCCGAAAAAAUUAUGAAUGGGUCCAAGCUAAUGGAAGCAACAGCAAAUCCGUCUACUAUAUAUGACUAUCAAGGGCCAAAAGAAGUCGAUCGACAGCUACGCCAGCAUUAUCUCUUCAAGCGAAUAUUCAACGGUAACUUUGCCGUUCCACUAAAGAACCCGACGUACAUAUUAGAUAGUGGAUGCGGUACCGGGUUAUGGGCCCACGAGAUGAGCCAAGAGUUUCCAAACGCCAGUGUCGUUGGGCUGGAUCUGACACCACCGGCGAAGCAUCAUCGACUGAAGGAUGAAAGACUUUUAUAUGUUCAAGGCAAUGUUCAUAAUCAACUUGAAUUCAUGGACAAUUCGUUUGAUUUUGUAUAUCAGCGAGACAUGGCAACAGUCAUACCUUUAGGACGAUGGAUGCAGUUGAUCGAGGAAUUUUACCGAGUUUUGAAACCGGGUGGAUGGCUGCAAUUGGUCGAAUAUGACCUUCCGUUCAAAUGCCCCGGGCCGGUUCUCAGCCUGAUCAACGACUGGUUUGAGAUUGCGUCGAACAAGCUGGACAUUAGUCCCCAGUACGCUUCCAAUAUCAAAGAUUUUUUAAGAGAUGCCUGCUUUCAAGAUAUUCAUGAGCAAGUAUACGAUAUACCCAUUGGAGAGUGGCCAGAUGAUCCAAUACAAAAGGAGUUUGGAUUCUUGUACAGAGAGCAACAAAAGAUUUUAUUCAAGUCGAUGAAGAAAUGGUGGCUAGAAGAAAUUCAUGUAUCUUCCGAGGAUUAUGAUAGAGUUUGUCAAGAAGCGUUGAACGAGUUUGAUGAGUAUCAUAGUUUUGCCCGAUGGCGAGUUUUUACUGCUAGAAAGCCUUUAUAAGCGCCUCUCUAGAUUGUGUCCGAUGAAAUCAUUGGUCAAGAUAAAUAUAUAUAAUUUUGCUGCCUCAGAGUCCGAGA